Molecule: messenger RNA, 2828 nt
Organism: Lactuca sativa (garden lettuce)
Lineage: Eukaryota; Viridiplantae; Streptophyta; Magnoliopsida; Asterales; Asteraceae
Product: receptor-like protein kinase ANXUR1
Biological process (GO): protein autophosphorylation
Cellular component (GO): plasma membrane; plasmodesma
Molecular function (GO): transmembrane receptor protein tyrosine kinase activity; carbohydrate binding; ATP binding
Source: RefSeq, a predicted model, not a curated record
CAACUUUAUUUCCAUUCUCAUUCUUUCCUUUUUCAUCUUCAUUCAUCAAUUCAGAUCACCUACCACCCUCAAAGGCUCCAAAUCUGAUCACGUUAGUUUUGGUUUGUGUUCUACUAGUGCGAUUGAUUUUUAAUUUUUAGAGCACCUCAACUUUUGAAAUUUCAAGCCUUCAAUUGCUUAAGGUGCUAUAAUUUGGGUUUUAGCUAUUUUUAUGGAUACUAUCAAAGGCUACUUUACUUCCCUUUUAUUAAAUGAAAUCAUAUUUGGAAAUUCCAUUAUGAUAUUCUUAUAUAGAUAUAUAAAACCAUAAUUUUAGACUUUAGGUUCCAAAACGUUUUCAUAGUUUAAUACGACAAUGGCUUGUAAUCUACAACCCAAAAUUCUGAGUAAAAAUUUGAAGUCAUGGAAGCUUUUUUACACUAAAAAAUCUAAAGUGGGCUCACUUGGAAGGAUAGAACAUUGUAUGCAGAGAGAAUCGAAUUAUGUUUCUUCAUGUUCUCAGUCUGAAUCCUUAGAAUAUUCCAUUCCAUUUUAUUCCCUUACUCGGAUGCUCUUAAUUAAUACAUCUGCUGUUCCCCUUGAACAAGCAUCUAUGCGCCAUGUUAGAGUAUUAGUAUUUUUACAUAUUGAAAUGGAAGUUCUACUAUCUCUGUCCCUAUAUAUCGAUUGUUUAUAUUUUGCAUUGAUUGAAUUAGUUUUCAUCCUGUAACAAAAAAGUGAGGACCAUUACUCUGGAUGUCUGUAGAUACUCGUCUAAGUAUUUAAUGAAAGAUUGAAAUUCUUUAUAUUUUAUUAAAAUAUAAACCGCUUAGUUGAGACCAUGAAAUUAACGAAGAGGUGGUGCUUUACCUGUCCCUAUCUUGAACUUAAAUAGUGAUUGCAACUAAUUCUGCUUAACAUGUGUUUAAGCUCCCAUUUGUUAUUUAAUCGACAAAGGUUGAAGAGAGUUUGGCUGCAUUAAUAUCUCUGAUGGAAGGUGUACAACGCUUAAAAAUUCCUCUUAAAGACAUAAAGUUGGCAACCAAUAACUUUGGCGAUGAUAAUUUCAUAGCACAAGGUGGAUUUGGGAAGGUCUACAUAGGCCAAAUCACCCUAUCUGGACAAUCAAGCACCAUUGCUGUAAAAAGGUUGGACCGCAGAUUGGGACAAGGGGACCGAGAGUUCAUGAUGGAAAUCCAGAUGCUUUCACGCUAUAAACACAAAAACCUCAUCUCUCUACUUGGGUUUUGUGAUGAAGGUGGAGAAAGUAUCCUCGUGUAUGAGCAUGCAAAACACGGAAGCCUUGACAAAUAUCUAAGUGACUCUAACCUCUCCUGGAUACAACGUCUCCAAAUAAGCCUUGGUGCAGCCCGUGGCUUUAAUUACCUUCAUAAUGACGUGGGACUUCAACACAGGGUCCUGCAUCGAGACAUAAAGAGUUCAAACAUUCUCUUAAACGAGAAUUGGGAAGCAAAAAUCUCAGAUUUUGGAUUAUCGAAAAUAGGCCCUUCAAAUGUGGAGUUCACUUUUCUUGUCACUAAUGCUUGUGGCACCUUCGGCUAUGUUGAUCCACAAUAUGUAAGAACCGGUAUUCUAACAAAGGAGUCUGACGUGUAUUCGUUUGGUGUAGUACUAUUUGAAAUCUUAUGUGGAAGGUUGGCACUUAUUGAAAGAUAUCAAGAUGAACAUCGGUUUCUUUCGUCUCUGGCCCAAGUGUGUUGUGAAGACAACAGAUUAGAUGAGAUCAUUGAUCCCAAUCUCAUGAAUCAAAUGAAAGUAUGUUCGUUAAAGCUUUUCUCAAUGGCUGCAUAUCAAUGCUUGAGAGAAAAUCGGAGCGAACGCCCAACCAUGGGUUGGAUUGUUGAGAAACUUGAGAAGGCAUUAGAACUUCAAGCUUCUAGCAAAGGAUUUAUUCGGGUUGGCACAUGGGGACGAAGUGGAAAUCCUCCAAAUCAAUGGUCAUUUGAACUUGAGAAAGAUCAUAAGCUGGUGAAGAUAACCAUUGAUCAUGGUAAUGUAAUAUACUCCCUUAUGUUCACUAGUGAAUUUAGAGGUGUUUUCUACAAUUCUGAAAAGUAUGGGGGUUGGGCCGGUGGAGAAACAGUUUCUGAGGUCAUCUUAGAUGGUGACGAGGAAAUAAUAUGCAUUAAUGGAACCAUUGGUUCACGAGAUGGUUUUACAAUAAUUUCGUCACUAUCCUUUCAGACGAACAGAAGGACCCAUGAACCUUUUGGUCGAGUAACAAAAACUAGUUUCUCUAUACCAUGGGACAAAGGCUCUUUAGUUGGGUUUUAUGGCAUUGCUGGUUAUUACAUAGAUAGUUUUGGCAUAUAUGUUAAAGCUAACGAAGAAACCAUAAGGGUUGGAACAUGGGGAAAAACUGGGACCGGAAGUCCACAAAAUGUUUGGUCUUUCCAACUAGAGAAAAAUCAAAAUUGGAAGAAGAUAACCAUUGAUCAUGACGAUCUCAUAUACUCUCUCAUCUUCACCACACAAUAUAGAGGCUUAACACACACUUGCGAAAAGGCUGGUGGCUGGAACGGGGGAGAAACGGUUUCAGAGGUAAACAUCUCAUAACUCAAAGAAGUUAAAAUACGUAAUCUUAAAAUAAUUAUUCAUAUUGUCCGAAGUUCAUGUUUCUCAGGAAAUGUGACAUGUGUAAUAUAUAGAAAACAACACGGUCAUUUUUUAAUUAGAGUUUCUAACCAAAAUACUGUUUUUGAAAAAAAAUUUACCAUAUGACAUAGUUUUAAAAUAUUUAUUAAGUAGAUGUAUUUUUAAAAUUUAAUAUUUUUAUAUUGAAAUCAUUGUAUUUUUUUUUUUUUGAACUUGACUAUAAUUUUUUUUUG